UGCCUGGGCUGGGCUUGCAGCCUCUCUCUAGUUGGCUUGGUGGUCUCUGCUCAGCGGCGUAGCUGCGUGUUGCCACCCGCCUUGCCCCUUCUUCCGCAGGGCUCAUCAUUCAUCUCGGCUGGGCUGUGAGGCAGUAGCUGGAUGCAGACGAUGGAGACGGCACUGGCCGUGCCCGGGCUGCCGCCGCACGACCCUAGGACGCCGGCGCUGUCGGUGGUGGACAUGCACACUGGCGGAGAGCCCCUGCGCAUAGUGCGCGCCGGGUGUCCGGAGGUGGCCGGGCCUACACUCCUGGCUAAGCGGCGCUACAUGCGCCAGCACCUCGACUACGUGCGGCGUCGGCUGGUGUUCGAGCCCCGGGGCCACCGGGACAUGUAUGGUGCGGUCCUGGUGCCCAGUGAGCUGCCCGAUGCGCACCUGGGCGUCUUGUUCCUGCACAACGAGGGCUACAGCUCCAUGUGUGGCCACGCGGUGCUGGCGCUGGGCCGCUUCGCUCUCGACUUUGGACUGGUGCCCGCUCCCCCAGCGGGGGUCCGCGAGGCCCGCGUCAACAUCCACUGCCCGUGCGGGCUGGUGGCCGCCUUCGUAGCGUGUGAGGGUGGCCGCAGCUGCGGCCCUGUACGCUUCCAUAGCGUCCCGGCCUUCGUUCUGGCCGCAGACCUUGUAGUGGAUGUUCCUGGACAUGGAAAGGUGGUUGUGGACAUUGCAUAUGGUGGAGCAUUUUAUGCACUGGUUACUGCAGAAAAAUUAGGACUUGAUGUGUGUUCUGCGAAGACCAGGGACCUUGUAGAUGCGGCAAGCACAGUGACAGCAGCGGUGAGAGCUCAGUUUAAAAUCAAUCAUCCUGAGAGUGAAGAUCUUGCCUUUCUCUAUGGAACUAUUUUAACAGAUGGAAACGAUGCCUACAGUGAGGUGCCAACCACCAACAUCUGCGUGUUUGCAGAUGAACAGGUUGACAGAAGCCCCACUGGCUCAGGAGUGACAGCCCGCAUUGCUUUGCAGUAUCACAAAGGCCUUCUGCAAUUGAACCAGACCAGAGCCUUUAAAAGCAGUGCGACUGGCUCAGUGUUCACAGGGAGUGCUGUGAGGGAAGCAAAGUGUGGUGAUUUUAAAGCUGUUGUAGUGGAAGUUUCAGGACGAGCUCAUUACAGUGGUACAGCCAGCCUUACAGUAGAAGAUGAUGACCCACUGAGAGAUGGGUUUCUUCUCAAGUGACCUCUUCUGUGAUUUUCUGCAUUUUCUUUUUAAAGAAAUUAUAAGUGCUAUUUUCUCUGAAUUAUAUGAAAGCCAGUAUCCAAUUACACAUGUAAGCUAAUUUCUAUUCUUUCUAAAACAGUACACCAUUGCUAAAUAGAAGGCAUUAUACUUCAUAUUUGAAAAUUUUUUUUGGUAUAUCACUAAUGUGGCAUACAAAGUGCUUAAAAAUGAGAUUCUAGUCAUUAAUAUAUGAGGUAAAAUUAAAACUUACUUUUAAAUAUGACACUACAGUAAUGACUAUAUUUCUUAAAGAUUCUUUGAUAGUUUCAGUUGUCAUACAACACACAACAAUGAAUUUUCUAAGUUUGCUAUUUUAUUGUUCUAGUUCAAGUAUAUAAAGCCCUCAUAAGAGCAUACUGAGGGGGAAUCAUACAAAGUUCUCAACAUUUGACAUAGUCUGGGAAAGAUCAAAUGGAGUCAGCUUCUCUAAGCAUAUAGCUGCUGUGGUGUACCCUCUUUGUUGCAGAGUCCCCAGCUCCAACAUCUGUUAGCACCCAAGUUGUCAUAAAGUCAUAUGCUGAUUCUGCAAAGACCAAGUAAUAAUCAGAUUUUUGCCAUCUCUUUAAUUGUGUGUGUGGGUGUGUUUGGGAGGUGGGCAGUAUUUUGUUUGUUGCUUAAUUGGUUUUUCUUUUGUUUAUUUGUUUGGUUGGUUCUGAGGAUUGACUCCAGAGCCUCAUGCUAAGUUGAAAUACAGGUGUGAAGUAGAAAUUAACCCAUGCACCAUUACAAUGGAAUGACACUCAUGCUCUGUCAGCUGCAUGCUAGACUUAAAACAUGAAAGAGCUGCUCAUUAUUGGCAUUUUUGCUAGUUAAUCUAGGUGUUAAAAAUAAUUUUUAAAAACUAGAUGUGGUUGUACAUGCCUGUAAUCCCAGCACUUGGGAGAUAGAGGCAAAAGGACUGUGAGUUUGAGGCCAGCCUGGAUUAUAUAUUGAGAACUUGUCUCAAAAGAAAAGAAAGAAAAAAUUGGUCAUAUCAGUUAUCAAAAAUGGAACCAUUAUCAUGUGGUUCCCUCAGAAAAUGCAGUAAAUUCUUUUGUGAGGUAAUAGUAUUUUAUUUGAAUAUGCCAAAUACUGAAUUAAUGUUAACUGACUUUAUCACUCAGAAAGUCUAUACUGAUCCAUUUAUUGGGUCUAUAAUUACCUAACCAAAAGAAAAACUAUAAAGUUAGUAUUUUUAUUCCCAGUUACAAAAAAAGUUCAGGUUUUGUGGUAAAAUUAUCACUUAUUUCAAAGAAAACUCACUGUGACCAAAUAUUUUUCUGAAGAUUUGAUUUGCUGUAUAUUUUAAAAGUAGAAUCACUAUUUUGUAUCUUGAUAUCGUCUAUCAUUAAUUAGAACAAAUAUAUCGUCUAAAAGUUAUACUUUAUAAUGUGCCAUAUACACAUCUUCUACUUUAAAGCACACACUGCAGUAUCCCUUGGCUACCAAGGAGAGUUUUGUCAGUGACCCAGUUAAGAGUGGUCAGUUCUUGGUGAUAAUAGUUGACUUUCAGUUGGUUCCCUCUUGUUUAAGAAUUGUCUACAGAUGGUAUAUUCUCUAAUUCCUACUUCAGGGUAGACGCUCUGUACCUCACCUACAGGAUGCCCACUGCAUUUAUCCCACUUACAUAAGGGAGGGAGAUGCCAGAUAGGUUAAAUAACUCUCCCAUAGUCAUUCCAGAGGCAGUGCCACUCCAACCCUUGUUUUCCUAGUACAUCUCACCUCUAUGACUGGACAGUCAGAACUUCAAGUUCCAGAUACAGUACUUUAAUAAAGUCCUAUUUCUUAUUUUAA
Nannospalax galili (Upper Galilee mountains blind mole rat) is the source of this 3030-nucleotide messenger RNA. It is a transcript of the gene L3hypdh, whose product is annotated as trans-L-3-hydroxyproline dehydratase. Gene Ontology annotation, molecular function: hydro-lyase activity. The record is from RefSeq and is a predicted model, not a curated record. The transcript is spliced from 5 exons. NCBI's taxonomy places the organism in Eukaryota, Metazoa, Chordata, Mammalia, Rodentia, Spalacidae. The coding region runs from base 142 to 1215 and encodes 357 amino acids.